Molecule: messenger RNA, 1851 nt
Organism: Macrosiphum euphorbiae (potato aphid)
Lineage: Eukaryota; Metazoa; Arthropoda; Insecta; Hemiptera; Aphididae
Source: the annotation of a GenBank genome assembly
AUGUGUGGAAUCAUUUCACACUUACAAAUGGGAAUAUGGCAAAAUGCAGUUAUUGUAAUGAAAAAAAAAAGUUUUUCUGGAGGAUCAACAGGCAAUCUUUUAAGGCACAUGAAGACAAAGCAUGUCACAGUUCCACUGCAAAGAUCAACACCACAGGUAGCAGAGGAAUCAAACUCUGAGUACCUUGACAAUUCACAACCAUCGACAUCCACUUCUCAAUUUACAUCUGCAAUAGUUCAUUCUUCUAUAACAUCUUCGUCUUCAAUAGUUCAAAACAAAAAUAAUUAUCAAUCAUCUAUAGCAAAUUUCAUUCAUCGACCACUGCCAUUAUGUAAAUCUAUAUCAAUUGACCAUCAAUUAAUAAAAAUGAUAGUAAAAGAAUAUCACCCCUUUAGCAUAGUCGAAGAUAAAGAGUUCAGAAAAUUAUUGAAUAUGCUGUCCCCUAAUUACAUAAUUCCUUCCAGAAAAACAGUUUCUAAUAGUUUAUUGCCCCAAAUGUAUGAGAUGGUUGUCCAAAGAGUAAAAGAUAAAUUAAAAAAUGUAUCUGCAGUAUGUUUUACCACUGAUGGAUGGACAUCAAGGAAUAAUGAAAGUUUUUUUGCAGUAACUGCUCAUUUCAUAGAUCCAGAUAAUGUCACUGAAUUAUCUUCAGUUUUGUUAGCAUGUACUAGUUUUGGAGAAAGUCAUACAGCUGAUAAUUUAGCUUCAUUUUUGAAAACUACCGUAGAUGAUUGGGGAUUGAGUCAGCGUAUAACUGUUGUAGUAUCAGACAAUGCUGCAAAUAUUAAAAGUGCAAUUGAAAAAUGCAAUUGGAGACGGUUGUCAUGUUUUGCGCAUAUCAAUUUGAUUGUCCAUUGUGGAUUGGGUGAGAUUGAGCCUGUUAUAACAAAAAUUAAAGACAUUGUAUCUUACUUUAAAAGAAGUUCUCAUGCAUUAGCUAAAUUGCAGGAAUAUCAAAAACAAACCGGGAAUCCAAUUUUAAAGUUGAAACAAGAUUGCCCAACACGAUGGAACUCAACUUUUGAUAUGUUCGAUAGAAUAUUGAGAAUAAAGGAGCCAAUAAUUGCAACAUUGGCUAUUUUAAACAACACCGAAUUAAAUUCACUUACUCCAAAUGAAUGGAAAGUUGUAGAUAAAUCAAAAGAGUUGUUGAAAAUUUUUUAUGAUGUCACUGUUGAAAUAAGUGCAGAAAAAAAUAUUUCAAUUUCAAAAAAAAUAAUUAUGGUAAGAGCUAUGUUUAAAGUUACACAUACAUUUAUAAAUGACAUAGAUUUACCCAGAGAAGUGCUGAAUAUGGCCAAGACUUUAAAAGAAAAGUUGAUGAUUAGGUUUGACAGAAUUGAAGACAAUUUACUCAAUGCUCAAGCUACAAUUCUAGAUCCUAGAUUCAAGAAACAUGGAUUUAUUAAUGAGGACAAAUAUAAUAGGAGUAUAUCCCAACUUCGUAAUAAAUUACAAAGCAGCAUAAGAACAGAGCAGUUAGAUUUACCUCAACAAUCAUCUUCUUCAGCACCUCAGUAUUCCAACUCGCCAAUCUGGGGAGAUUUUGACAAGUCUGUGGUUAAUGCUAUCGGUGGAAAUAAUUCUACAGCAGCAGGCAGAAUUGAGCUAGACAAAUAUUUGAAUGAACAAAUUAUCAGUAGACAUGAAAAUCCACUACUCUGGUGGUCAGAGCGACAAAAAGUUUACCCACGACUCUAUGAAAUAGUUAAAACUCGUCUUUGUAUCAUAGCCACAUCCGUUCCAUGUGAAAGGUUAUUUUCAAAGGCAGGACAGGUAAUUACAGACCGUAGAAAUAGGCUUGAAUCAAAAAAAAUAUCGAAGAUUUUGUUUUUAAACCUUAAUAUGUAA